Fusarium graminearum PH-1 is the source of this 2169-nucleotide messenger RNA. RefSeq lists its product as uncharacterized. The record is from RefSeq and is a predicted model, not a curated record. The transcript has 6 exons. Gene Ontology annotation, biological process: DNA-templated transcription; positive regulation of transcription by RNA polymerase II. Lineage: Eukaryota; Fungi; Ascomycota; Sordariomycetes; Hypocreales; Nectriaceae. Bases 1 to 2169 code for a protein of 722 amino acids. Gene Ontology annotation, molecular function: zinc ion binding; sequence-specific DNA binding; DNA-binding transcription factor activity, RNA polymerase II-specific.
AUGUCACAGCCACCUAAGAAAAGAGCGCGACAAACAUCCCAAGUUGACAACGGGCCUGCAAGCGCAGCAGCCUGUGAAAGAUGCCGAUCGCGAAAGGUCAAGUGCGGAGCCGAGUUUCCCAUAUGCAAAGGCUGCCUCAAAGCCAAUACACCGUGCAUAAUUGCCGAUCCAUCGACCCAAAGACCUUACACUCGAGAGGAAGUAUUUGCACUGGAGCAAAGGUUGAAAGACCUUCAAGAGAGGGCAGCAGCGAUUGAUACUUCAGUUGCAGUUCAAGAUGACCCUCUAACUUCUCGUCAAGCAAACAUUGGUCGAAUCACACGUCCACCGGACGUUUUUCGCUAUGUUGGUCAAGAUACGGGCGUCAGUUUCUUACUCUCACAGUUUCAUUCGGCGUCGGAUCGGUUACAGCAUGGUUUAUCGCGGCCAUCAGACGACGUCCCAACAACGCUCACUCGUAUUGAGUACCAUUCACCCCAUCCGUUCCCAGCUCCUCACAUCGCUGUGCAAGCCAUUGAUCAUUAUCUCACGGAUCGCAGCUUCAAAGAGUUUCACGUCGCACACCCGUUUCUCAAGCGAGAGGUGCUGCAAAGCUGCCUUGAGCGGGUUCCGGACUGGAGCACCCAAGAAAGGAUCAACUUGACAGUUGAGCAGAGGCACGAUAUCUUCCAGCUCUAUAUGGCCAUUGCUAUUGGCAGCAUACGACUGUUUCGGGAAAAGACAUUGGAUCAGCAUCCUUUCGGUUUCUUCAGCGCCGCUUUAGAGAUGAAUCCUCCUGCAGAAUCUCGCUACAAUACACUUGGAAAUAUUGAAAACCUCAUAUUAAUUGCUCGCUUUGGUGUCUAUUACAACAUUGGUAUGUAUGAGGUCCACUUCACCAGGCCUGCCGCUCUCUCGGGUGCUGAUGCAAUCGACAGGAUGCUCGCUGUGGGAGCUGAGUCGUCUCUACGACGCCCCAAAUUAUGCGGCAAUGAUACCUCGCUCCUUCAACAGUGCCAGAGUGUCUUUUGGGCGGCUUAUCUCUUAGAUAGAUUCUCGUCGAGGACUUUAGGGCGUCCAUUCGCAAUAGCGGACAAGCUCAUCUCCACCGAUAUCCCGGACCCAAUUCCGCCCCACGGAGGAGACCUCUCGGUUUUCCGAUGGUUGAUCGGAAUGGGACGCCUUUCAUCUGAAAUCCAAUCCGCGAUGGAGGAGAGAAGACCGUCUUCUGCAUUAUUUAGUGUCGGACCAUCUGCAACUUCGACUCCCGACCUAGGUGGAGAGUUGUGUCAGCUACUCUGUUUUCAUCACGAUCUACGCAGUUGGCAUGAGUCAGCGCCAUUAUUUGAUAACCCGAGCUGCUUAAUGGAGACAAGAGAGUUCUUUGAGUUGACAUACCAGGAAGAACGACUUCGUCUCAUCCGUGCAACUAUUGAGGUUUUGGGCUCUAAAGCCCUGCUACCGCCUGGUGUACUUCUCGAACCCUGUCUGCAAGCCGCUCGCGCAAUCAUCUGUUCCUUCGCUGCUUUGCGGGGUCGGAAUAUGAUUACUUUCUCGAGAGCCUAUAUGCACCUUAUAUUCACUGCGGCGUUGGUUAUCCUUGCAAUGCUCGAGACGUACAUCCAUCCACAGAAUGUACGUAAUCACCAGACAAGAUCGUCUGGAAUAGAUGCUGAUGACUGGCUGCGAGAUCUUGUUGAUGACCGGUGGAUCGCUGGCGCGAGAGAUAUAUGGAAUGAUCUAUCUGUAGCUGGUUCAUUGCUAUCAUGGUUCGCAGAGUCUAUGCCAGAUAUGGCUGUAUAUAACCAGUUUUUCCAAAGGCUGCGCCGCCAGUUGGAAACGGCAGGAUUCUCAGAAGAACAGUCUACGCAGCUGGUGCUGGAAGGUACUGCGGAAGGUUAUGAAACACAUCCAUUUCGCGAAACCCCACCCUCCAAUACUUCAAACGCUGAGAAUAACACUGUCUUGAAUAUAGAGCAUCCGCUGGAUAUGGGUGGCAUGAACGACCUUGAUCUCACAAACGUUCAGGCGGUUAACCCGCAGUGUGGAAUGAGUGAGGAUGUAAUGCCAGAAGGGUGGCCACUUGCCUAUGUGUUAGGGGUAGAGGGCAUCUCAGCGGGCUUGUCUGAGUUUCUGUGGGAUACCGUGGUUCCAUGGGAAGAGUCUCCGGCAAGUUCAUCAGACUUUUAG